AUGCUGGCGACCCCUCGCCCGGACUCCCAGCCCCGUCAGAAACAGGGAGGAGCUAAGAAGAAGGGUCGGCCGCACAAGGGCCCCAGUCAGAAGCCGGUGGACGAUGCAGAGGACGCAGCUGCAGGGCCUGGGUACAGGGAUAGGGCCCUGGAGCGUAGGCAGGGGCUCGGACCUGAGCUGACGGGGGUGCCGCAGGACCUCGUCAGCCUCAUCAACAACGACGGGGAGACCGCCCUGCACGGUGUGAGCUACGAGGAAAGCAAAUACCUCGGGGGCGACGUGGCCCACACACACCUGGUGAAGGGGCUGGACUUUGCGCUCCUGCAGAAGGUGCGGGCCGAGGAGCAGCGCGAGGCCGAGGAGGAGGAGGACAGCGACCGGGAGGACAGCGGCGACGAGGCCCCCGGACCCCAACAGGCUGCUGCAGGGCGGCGGGCGGCGCCCUUUGUGCCGCGCCACAUCGCCCCGCCGGCCUCGGCCCCAAAGGCCAGGACCGCGAUGGCGGCUGCCCUGCAUGAGUACCUCUUCACCCCCAAGCCCAAAGCGCUGGGAAUCACCGCGGCCGAGAUGUUCCAGCCCCGCCGCACCUCCUUCCUGUAUGAGGCGGAGGGGGGCGGGCUGGAGAACCUGCCCACCACUCUGCAUCGCGCCAAGGAAGACUGCCCCAAAGUGAAGGAGACGCUGCAGGGCGACCUGGACGCACGCAUCCUCGAGCGGCUGGUGAAGAUCAUGGCCUACAUGUCGGCCGCGAGUGGCGCAGCAGCCGUGAAGAAGAAAGUCAAGAAGAAGCAGCACCUACAGGGCAUCGUUUUGCCAGGCGGCGUGGCUCUGGCCGGGUCCCUUCGUCCUGACAGGGAUGCUGCGGCGCUCAAAGACGGUGCCGGCCCUGACGCAGAGGGCGCUGGGCAGCCAGAUGAUGGGUACGCAGAGUGCUACCCCAACUACUUUGAUGCUGCUGGGACUGUGGUGGACAGCGAGGGAGAGGACGAGAAGGCCGGGGAGGUCAUCCUCAGCCGGCUAGACUUUGACUCACAGGCCGAGUGGGAGGCUUACAGCGCAAGUCUCAAGCCCCAGGUAGCCGGCAAAGGCGCCAACCCCCGCAAGGCACAGCGGGAGCGCAACAAGGAGGCCAUCAAAAACAAGAACAAGAUGGACGCCCAGCUGGGUCAGAUUCGCGAUCUGAUGGAAAAGAAGGGACAGAGCUGCAAAUUUCCAUCCAUCCUCGAGAUCGUGUUGGAAACGGGCUCUAGCCUGCGCGCCGCGCUAGGGACGGGCAAGGGAGGCUUAGGGGUUGACUCCUACUUCAUUCAGAUACUGGCCUUCCUGAACCUGCUUUCUGCCCUGGAUGGUCAGGCUGCGGUGUCGGUCCGCUCCGUGAGCGACCAUGGCAGCACGCUGCUGUACGAGUCCUGGAAAGCGGGCACGGCGCAGGGCGCCGCCGCGGCGGUUCACGCCGCGCUCCUGGCCCUGGCCGAGCGGGAGGAGGGCGCGGAUGCAGCCAGGCCCACGCGGCGUGUGCUGCAGCUGUCGGCCGCCCUCUCCCACGUCCUGUGCCACGUCAACCGCCUGCGGCGCGGCGGCGACACGCCCGCCCGCGUGCUCUGCGUCCUGGCCUCCUCCGAGCCAUCCACGCAGUACAUUCCCCUGAUGAACGCCGUCUUUGCGGCCCAGCGGGACGGCGUCGUCAUGGACUGCUGCAAGCUGGGGAGCGGGGAGGCCAGGUUUGCGCAGCACGCCUCCCAGCUGACGGGGGGCAUGUACCUGAAGCCCAGCGAGCCUCAGGCACUCCUGCAGAACCUCCUGGUGCGCGUCGUGGAGGAGGGGUACCAGAUGGUGUUUGCGGCGGGGCCGGGUGCCCGAGCCCAGCUCAUUCUGCCCACCAGCGCUGGCGUGGACGGGGGCGCCACCUGCAUGUGCCACCGCAGGCCCCUGACAAUGGGACGAGUGUGCAGCGUCUGCCUGAGCGUCUUCUGCGAGCCCCUGCCCGCCUGUCUGACCUGCGGCUCCAAGUUUGUGACAGGCUGA
Molecule: messenger RNA, 2025 nt
Organism: Auxenochlorella protothecoides
Lineage: Eukaryota; Viridiplantae; Chlorophyta; Trebouxiophyceae; Chlorellales; Chlorellaceae
Product: RNA polymerase II transcription factor B subunit 4
Exons: 13
Coding region: 1-2025 (674 amino acids)
Biological process (GO): nucleotide-excision repair; mRNA splicing, via spliceosome; regulation of DNA-templated transcription
Cellular component (GO): nucleus; transcription factor TFIIH core complex
Source: RefSeq, a predicted model, not a curated record